Molecule: messenger RNA, 570 nt
Organism: Saccharomyces kudriavzevii IFO 1802
Lineage: Eukaryota; Fungi; Ascomycota; Saccharomycetes; Saccharomycetales; Saccharomycetaceae
Gene: VPS29
Product: retromer subunit VPS29
Exons: 1
Coding region: 1-570 (189 amino acids)
Biological process (GO): retrograde transport, endosome to Golgi; intracellular protein transport
Cellular component (GO): endosome; retromer complex
Source: RefSeq, a predicted model, not a curated record
AUGAAUAGUAUAAUAAGACAAGGUGCUUUGAAAAUCGGUUGUUGCAGCGGUUAUACCGUGGUACCCAAGAACGACCCCUUAUCUUUGUUAGCACUUGCGCGCCAGCUAGACGUGGACGUUUUGUUGUGGGGUGGUACCCAUAACGUUGAAGCUUAUACCUUGGAAGGGAAAUUUUUUGUUAAUCCUGGCAGUUGUACCGGAGCUUUCAACACGGACUGGCCAAUCGUAUUUGAUGUCGAGGAUAGUGAUGAAGCUGUCACGUCAGAGGUUGAGAAAAAAACUGACGAGAAUGAAUUCAAGCAUGAAGAUGAUUCUGCCAAGGGAGAACCAACAGAUAAGGAGCUAUCCGAGGCUGACAUAACUAAAGAAGGUACAGAUGAGAAGAGCGAAGUAAAUUCUAAAGGCCAAUUUAAAGAAGACGAAGUUAAUGUAUCAGAUUUGGAUGUCAAUGGGUCUAAUUCGCCAAGUUUUUGUCUCUUGGAUAUUCAAGGAACCACUUGUACGUUGUACAUCUAUCUUUACGUUGAUGGAGAAGUGAAGGUCGAUAAAGUGGUUUAUGAGAAAGAUUAG